AUGAUUUUCUCGGCAAAAGCUAUCAGCAUUGGAGCGCUUCUCUCCGCGGUCCCCGUCUAUGCUGCCUCGUACUCCCAGACCAAAGUAUACGACAGCACCAACUUCUUCGAAGGGUUCAAUUUCACCAGCGACCCAGAUCCAUCUGGUGGCUUUGUGGAUUAUGUGGAUGCUGAAACUGCCAAAAGUUCUGGAAUGGCCAAGAUUACCAACGGCGCAGUUUACCUUGGUGCCAACUACAAGGAUAAGAGUCCCAAUGGCCGUCCUUCCACCCGAGUGAGAUCCAAGGACGUCUUCACCACCGGCCUCUUCGUUGCCGACAUUGCUCACAUGCCAGCUGGCACUGGAAAGGGUGCCUCUUGCGGUAUCUGGCCUGCCUACUGGACCUCUGGCCCUGACUGGCCCAACUCUGGCGAGAUCGACAUCAUCGAGGGAGUCGAUAACCAGAAGUCCAACGCUAUCACCCUGCACACGGCCAAGGGGUGCAACAUGGAUGUCACUGGGUCCGAGUCGACAGCAGACCAGACUUCUGCUGACUGUGAGGACUCCGACGCCGGUUGUUCCCAGGGCACAACAUCGGCCAACAACUACGGCGCUCCUUUCAACGCCAACGGAGGCGGUGUUUAUGUCACUGAAUGGGCGAGCGCUUCCAUCAGUGUGUGGUUCUUCCCUCGUGGCAGCGCCAAGGCCAACGCAGUGAUCAAUGCCGGAACUGCGGACCUGGAUGUUAAAAGUUUCGGCCCUGCACUGGCUAGCUUCUCGGGAAAUACCUGCAACAUUGCCGAGAGAUUCAAGGAGAACUACAUCAUCUUCAACACCAACUUCUGCGGUAGCUGGGCUUCGCGAGAAUACUUGAAGGAUGAGAAAUGCACUAGUGUGGCUCCCACUUGCAACGAGUGGGUUGCAAAUAAUCCAACCGCCUUCAACGAGGCUUACUGGCUUGUGAAUUCAGUCAAGGUCUACACCCGAAACAACUAA
Penicillium griseofulvum is the source of this 975-nucleotide messenger RNA. RefSeq names its product glycoside hydrolase family 16 protein. The record is from RefSeq and is a predicted model, not a curated record. Bases 1 to 975 code for a protein of 324 amino acids. Gene Ontology annotation, molecular function: hydrolase activity, hydrolyzing O-glycosyl compounds. Lineage: Eukaryota; Fungi; Ascomycota; Eurotiomycetes; Eurotiales; Aspergillaceae. Gene Ontology annotation, biological process: glucan catabolic process. The transcript has 2 exons.